This is a messenger RNA of Jatropha curcas, 1046 nucleotides long. RefSeq names its product DNA-binding HORMA family protein (gene MAD2). Lineage: Eukaryota; Viridiplantae; Streptophyta; Magnoliopsida; Malpighiales; Euphorbiaceae. The record is from RefSeq and is a predicted model, not a curated record. Gene Ontology annotation, cellular component: nucleoplasm; cytoplasm; kinetochore. Gene Ontology annotation, biological process: mitotic spindle assembly checkpoint signaling.
GCCUCCUUUGCCUUCCUCGACUUCAUUUACUCAAUACCAAUCUUAAUAUCCUUCAAACUCCAUCAAAUAUCCUCCUAAUAUAAUCGAACCAAUACUCUGUUUCUACCGAAAAGAACUCGUUUUGCUUUUUACCUUCUUCCGAUCCCCCAUCAAAACUAACCAAUAUUUUAAUCGAGAAAACCAGUAAUGGCAUCCAAAACGGUUGCUAAGGACAUAAUCACUCUACGCGGUUCUGCAGCGAUUGUUAGCGAGUUCUUUGGUUAUGCAGCAAACAGUAUACUAUACAAUAGAGGGGUUUAUCCAGAAGAGAGUUUUGCGAAGGUGAAGAAAUAUGGACUCCCAAUGUUACUCACUCAGGAUGAAGGUGUCAAAACCUUUAUCGCCAACCUAACCGCUCAGUUAUCAGAAUGGCUAGAAGCUGGAAAGUUGCAAAGGAUUGUUCUUGUGAUAAUGAGCAAGGUCACCAACGAGGUCCUAGAGAGAUGGAAUUUUAGUAUUGAAACUGAUAGUGAGGUGGUCGAAAAAGGGGUAUCAAGGGAAAAGAGUGAUAAAGAAAUAAUGAGGGAGAUACAAGCAAUCAUGCGUCAGAUUGCUUCGAGUAUUACUUACUUGCCAUGCCUUGAUGAAGCUUGUGUAUUUGAUGUGCUAGCCUACACCGAUAAAGAUGUUGCAGUCCCUUUUACCUGGAUUGAAAGUGAUCCAAAAUUGAUUGCCAAUCCACAAAUGGUGAAAUUGCAUUCUUUUGAUACCAAGAUACACAAGGUUGACACUCUGGUUUCAUACAAGAAUGACGAAUGGGAUGAGCAGUAGAGAGAGGCUUGCUCUGCCUAUGGUCUCAAAAGAAAAGAAUUGUUUGAACGAGUUGUGGUCACUGUGAAUCUUUUAUUCACAUUUUCUUGUAGUAUGGAUAUCAAGGAGACAAAAUUGAUGUUAUUGAGUUGUUUUGAAGUGUACUCGUUUGAUAAAAACUGGAAUGGAAAAAACUCUAAAUGGUGUAAUUCUUCAUAUAUCAGUGAACAUAUACAAAGAUUUUUAAGUAGCAUAGA